Messenger RNA from Nylanderia fulva, 4550 nucleotides. RefSeq lists its product as uncharacterized. The record is from RefSeq and is a predicted model, not a curated record. Lineage: Eukaryota; Metazoa; Arthropoda; Insecta; Hymenoptera; Formicidae.
GCAAGGUCCUUGGAAUUAUAAGGCGAGGAUACGAAAACGAAUGGUUGCAAUCAAUGUGUACGCGGAGUAUAGUGCGACACAGGGAUCUUUCUGAUUGUGUUUGAUUUUUCGAGGAACCUCAAAGAGUCAGCACGUUCGACGAAAAUGAUCCUAUAUUAUGUCAUAUUGGUGGUUCUCAGCUGGUCUCAAAUAAGAUGUACGGAGGAUGUCAACUUGAAAAGUGAGGAGCUUUUAGAUCAAUUCGCAACUGCGUCGGAAAAUAUAGCAGAGGCUGCAAAACUCUCGAGUGCGGGUUCAGAAAAUUCUCAAGAGCAAAUCUCGAGCAUAUCGUCGUCAAGAGGCUCAAUACACUAUGAAAAUUCCAACGGUUUUGUGCCUAUAGUACCAUCGGGCUCUUCGUCGUACAACAACGAUCCUGAUUCAUACGACUCGUCGUUAGAGAGCAAUGAUUCCGAACAGCGGGAGAACCAGUCUGAAGAGAGCAACGCGACAUAUGCCGUAAGUGCUGAAGACAAUUUGGCCGCGAGGGUGAAAAAAUUUGAGGAAGACUUAGCGUAUUCCUCGGAAGCGAGGAUUUUUUUGAAUUAUCCUGGAUCGUUGACGAAUCGUCGGUCUUUCGAUUUCCAGGACGGCCGAUCGAACGAAUUCGAGCUGCUGAAGAUCAACAACGACACUCCUGCGGUGGCCAAUUACAAGGAAUUUUACGAUAACGUGCGCAGUACGGUGAACACCGAGACCGACAACCAACCGGACACGUCUUCUUCGGAGAGUUCGAACGACGAAAGAGAGAAGAAAACCGAAAACUAUGCCCAUAAUUACAGUCAGCAGUCGCAGGAAACCAAUGAUGAAGAUUCCUACGCGCAAUACUCGCACAAUGGCGUGCAGGAUACGAAGAAAAUUAAUUAUGAGCAGGAGAAAGUCGCUGAUAAUUAUUCUCACCAGGACACCGCGAACUAUGGGCAGAAUACAGCGACGGACUCGUCCUCGUCAAGGACGAAUUACCAGGCCAACGAACUCACGCAAAGCGGAACUUACGACAAUGUGGCGGAACCGUCGAGGGCACACUAUAGAUCUAAGCCGGUCGUAGUUGCCGAAGCGAACAAUUAUAAGAGCGGCUCGGACUUGAUGAACUUGAGAACUUCCAGCUCAGAUACAUUAAGUCAUUACCAAGUUUAUAACGACAAUAACAGACAGCGCAGUUAUCAUCGCCCGGAGGAACUCAAGAAUCUCUCGGACGAGAGUGCAGAUUAUUCUGAGUACCAAGCGGUCGAGCGACCAAGAGUGAGGGUGCAAAAGAUUCGAAGACGUCCGUUGUAUCCUGAUUCUACUAGAAAACUUCCGAAGGAACAUCGCAACACGAUGGCCGACAGUACGGAAGAAGAUAAGCACAAAUACAGCUCUUCAAAACUGAAAUCGCAGCGAUACAAUAAGAUGAAGAUGAAUCCAUGGCUUAAUGACCCUGCUACGAAUCAUCGCGACGAAGGCGACGAAAACAAUAGAUACGGUUUCAAAGGUAAUACGGAUACAAAAGGCUCCAAAGCACACAGCGGAUCCAGACCGAAAGUUGUCAAUUCGUGGAAUCAGAUCUCUCCGAAUCUCGAGGUCUCUCAUUCCAACGGAAUCGAAGUAAAUCAGAUGGAGAAACCAAAGUUCUUGGUUAAUUUCGUACCUGUGGCGAAUUUCGAUCACGCUACCGCGUUAGGCAAUAGCCAAGGUUUUGACGUGUCCAACGUCCUGCAAAACGUCGCCACCGCCGCGCCAAUCGGAGCAUUUGGCACGACUGCUCCUCUCCUGAGCACUUCUCAGCCUAUCCUCGCUCAGAAUUUGGCUCAACUAUCAAAGAACUUGGUGAACUUGCAGAAUUUGGCGGUCUCCACGCCGAUGCCCGAUAUAAUCGUCGGUCAGAACACUUAUCACAAUCCUGUGCAUACGGUUCUACUUUCUCCGAACGAACAGAACAAGGGAACCUAUGUGUCAAGUACUAUGACACCGCUGUUUGCCUUGACGUCCAGUCUGAGCCCGGCAUUGCAGAAUGUGCGAGUUCAGAGUAACAACGUAACGCCGCGAACGACCUUUGCCGUGACGCCGACUUCCACGGUUGUUCAACAGAUACCGAUAAAUCAAGUGCACUCCGACGUGCAGCAGCUGAUAGUACCGCAACCGACUCUUCAAACAUUCCCGAACUUUUUGCAAACGCCACUUCAGACGAAUCAGAUCCAGGUAAAUCCUCACGGAUUGCAGGGUCAAAAUUUAAUACACAGUAAUUUACAGAUACAAAGUUCCCCGACAACGCCCACGCUGCUGUCCGGUCAGAUGGUGCCGGAAAGCAGGAACAACGUGGACUCGCACAAUAAAAAGACGUACCCCGGCACGAACUUUAUAGCCUCCGCGAGUUUGGCUGUUGGUCAGAAUGAACAGCAGAAACAGUCGACUAACAUCAACCCAUACUACGUGCAUAAUCAAAAACCUCAAGAAAUGACUAUACUGCACCCCACUGCGACUUUAAACGGUAUAACUGUAAACACUCAGCAACUAAUUCCUCAACAAAAUGGCAAUCUGAUCUUGCAUCGCCCGCGUGAUCAGACGCAACAAUAUGUCAAGCUACAGAAUAACGGCGUGGAUGCUAUGCAGCAGUUGCAGGCUCAACUGAACAAACAGUUAAAAAAUCAUAGAUUAGGCGGCCUUACACUGCAGAAUGUUGAUAGCACGACUAGUCAAUCAAAUGCGUUCGAAAUAUCAUCAGUGAACGCGCAUCUUCCGAACGUGGGCACCAAAAACGUGGAGAUCCUGAAUCCCAAUAUUAAGCAGAGUUCAAUCGACCCGACAUAUCAGACGAUACACUAUCCGGCUGCUGUUCUGACGACGCCUAUUCCAAUUUUCAGUACAAUGACUCCGAUUAAUCCGCAGACUGUUAAUCUUCAAAGUUAUGUUAUGAAUUCGCUGACAGAGAACGCAAAAGCAAAGCAACUAGGUGUGCAAAGUCACGAACGACCGAUGUACAAUCCCAUCAACUUUGUUCCGAACGUUGAUAUCAUUAAAGAUCAGAAUACUCUUAACAAUAAGUUGCCGACCAACGAACCUGUUCAGCAAGGUUUGAACUUGGUGCCCGUCAUGCCCGGGGGUAAUUUCUUCAAACCGUCAUACGCGGCGCAAAGCGAAUUAGCUGUGAAGCCGAAGCUGGCCUCGGAUUUGCAGAAGUACGCCGAGGAGAUGUUUAAAGAAUCUCUGAAGACGAUGUACAACUCGCAGAAGUGGAAUAAUGAUAGAAAACCACAGGAAACCGUUCAGAGUAAUUACGAAACGAAUGAUUUAGCAAAGUUGAGAAUCGAAAUGCAAAAAUUGAAAGCUUUGACAGAGUCGAAGUAUAAAGACAUUCUCGAAGCGCAGCAGAGUAUACAUAGUGUGCGCGGGACUGAGCCGCCAAAGCUUUCGAACGAUAAAAAGAAACGAGAUCCUCUGUUAGAGACCUUGGAACAUUUGCUGAAAACUCGGCCUCGUGGACCCAUACAUAUUUAUCACGGUCCUGUUAAACAUAAACGUAAACCGGAAGAGCCAAGCUUCGAUUUCGACGAGUUAAAGGAAGGAAGUCACGUGAAAGAAUUUCUCACGCCACCCAAGUCGAAGCCUUUGCACUCGAAAGGCCCUUUCCAUGAAAAGCCGAAGAAACGACCGGUAGCCGUAAGAUUUAAAAAUAAUUCGAGAAGACCUUCAAGACCGGGAAAAUUGCCGCCUAAAUCCGGCGGGCUAGACACGUCCUCGAGCGAUAUACAUUUAUAUGUAGAUCCGGAAGAGUUCGGUCUUGAUGCUAGGCCUCAGCCGUCCUUUGAGAGAUAUCGCUCGACAUCAUUCACCACGGCGACACCAGAAAUUGUUAAAAUUUUGAGAGAGAUCAAGUCGCCGAAUAACAAGAAUUAUGAUAUCAAUCACCCUAGAAUGCAUAAUCUUCUCGGUUUGUUGAUGAAAAAUAAACAAUUGCCGACCAGAAGCACACAGAAUUAUUUUCGUGACAAAGAUCAGGUGAGAGAAUUUUUCGAAAGCGAAAAACGCCGGCUGCAUCAGCAAUUUGUCAACGACGCCCUAAGGGAAUACAUGAACAGGUCGCAAUCGGAUUCGGAUAUCGACAGAAAAGUCUAUUCGGAGAACGGUACCGCGUAAAAUCCGUAAUCAAAAGUACAAGCGAGACGUUCAAUCACGAGAUGCGUUUGUUGUAUCUGCGAGUGAUUCGGAAAUCUGCUUGUGAAAGGACUAGAAUUCAAUAAUAAGUACAUUUAUUCUUUUUUGGUAAAAAAAAAUAAAAAUAGACAAUUUAUUUCUUAUCCGUAUUACGCAUCAAUGAAAGCAAUAUAUUGUGUCUGCGAUUGAUCGCGCUGUUCGCACUAUGAGUACUUAAUUAUAUAGUACUUAAUUAUAGUAACAUUUUAUACGGAAGUUGUUAACUUAAUUGUUAGUAUCGAACGCGUUUGUACGAAACAUUCGAAUCGAGGGAAAAGGAAAUUCGUCGUUCAUCUUUAAGACGCUUUAGCGAGUAUUAUAUGUACAUAUUAACUUAA